Messenger RNA from Trypanosoma rangeli, 4767 nucleotides. RefSeq lists its product as uncharacterized. The coding region runs from base 1 to 4767 and encodes 1588 amino acids. The record is from RefSeq and is a predicted model, not a curated record. The transcript has a single exon. NCBI's taxonomy places the organism in Eukaryota, Euglenozoa, Kinetoplastea, Trypanosomatida, Trypanosomatidae.
AUGCAAGACAACGUGGCGAACCAUGUGCCCCCCGGUGGACAUUGUAACACGAAUUCCGCCCACAUCGAUGAAAACGUGCAGAAUAAUAUUGCGGCGGCUCCUUAUGAGCAUCACACGCAUCUCCCGCAGGCCUGGCGCUGCCUCUCAGUGGGUUGCUUUGGGGAGGCGCAACGCCUAAGUAGGGCAAAGAAGGAUAUUGUCUGUCUAGCCGCUUCACUCACGAUGUGUGGGAACACGUCCAUGGCUCUGAAGCUGCUGGAAGCAUACAUCAUAGCAUCCUGCGUGGUGGCGCACGAAAAGCGUUUGUAUCCAGUCGAACCCGCGGGGGAUUACAUGCAGCGGCUGAACCAACUCAUCAUGGGCUGGAUGGACGGGCCAACCGCGGCAGAGGAAGUAAUGGGGGCAAGCGCACAAGCACGGGAUGAGGAGGAGUACUACGCAGCCGUGUUGGACGCCAUAGCAUCUCUGGACUGGGACACAAUUCACCAAUGGUUUAUUAUAUCUCUUUUUCUCCAUGAAGAGGGCGAGUACAAACCCCCAAGCGUCCUGUGGUUCCACUUUUUCUUUGCAUUGUUCACGGAGGGAACCCCCAAGGUUGUGAUGGCGGACCAAAGCCAACCUUAUUCUCGGAAGCGGCAACGGCAACGGCAACGGCAAAAAAUUCUGCCGGAACAGUUUAGUCAUAAUGAGCUGGAAUAUUUUCUGCUUUCGCAGUGCGACGAGAGCGAUGUUGACCUCAUUACAACCAUCACGGCUUGGAAGACACAACGCUAUCGCAGUGCUAUUGCGGCUGCGACCCGGUUUCUCUCGGUGGAGGAGUUUAAUUUCAGUAUUACGGAUGAAAACAUGCGGGUCAUGACCCGCUUUCUUCGUUGCAUGUCUCUGAUUGAACUGGGGGAGCGCACCAUUGCGGCCAAGGAUGCCCUUGACCUUCUGAGAGAUGAAAAUUACUUCAUCUCCACGGUGGGCGCCAGUAUUUCGGCCUUCCUCAUGCCACUUUCACAGGCGGUGAAAAUGGUAACCUCGUAUGAGGGGGAGACUCAACUGCAAGACUACGUUUUUGCAUUGUGUGAAUAUGUGCAUGCUCUGACGCUUGUGCAGCUUGGAUGCAUGGAGGCAGCUCUGAAAGUGCUACGCUGCGCCAUCAGUGCGGCAUCAAACCACGAUGUGGGUGACUGGAUGCUGAAUCUGAUGACGAUUGCUUGCACUGCCCUAGAGGAUUCCGCCACUCUUUUGAAAAUAUCAUUGUCGCCUCAUCGGCAGCUGUAUAUAUCUCUCUGUCCGGCAUUUUUUGGCGGUCUUGGCAGCGAAGGGGCGAAGCUGCGACCAAACACACCUGCAAGUCGUUUAUUAUACCCAACUCAUCUUCCGACGUGCGCUUCCGUGCGGCAAAUGUUGCCGUUUCACCUGAAUCGUUCGCAUUACUUUUUUGCACGGGGCAAAUACAUUGAGGCGUGGAACAACGCUUGCUUGGCCGUGGGUUGUGCGGAGGAAAUUGUUGGUUCUGUGGAAUUAGCCUUUACCGACUGCUCGCCACUGAAAACGUACUACUUUGGCUGUCAUCUCGGCUUUGUGCUGCUUCAGACUGUGCUAGAGGUCAUGACACUCGGGGAUGACACCACCUCACUGGGCUGGGACAGUGACACCGCCAAUGUGCUCCUCAAGGAAGGGCCGACGCUCUGCGAGGAAGUGCUGCGCAAAUGUGCGGAGUGGUCACGGCGUUUGCGUCAGUUUCAUCCAAACGUCCGUUUAGGCAGUGUUGCACUCUCGCUGGAUGCAACGAUGAGUCGGGCGGAAAACUUCAUUAGCCGGGCCAUUUGUUUGGCGUGGCGUUACCCACGCUGUGCGCUGGCGCAAAACUGUCUGACGCUCGCCUUGUACGCGACGCAUCACAUCCCGGAAGCCGUCGACAACGCGACCAAGGCGCUGCAAACUUUUCCCCACUCACGUGAGAUUAUUAAGGUCUACCGCCAGAUUGUUGCUAAAGAAGGGGUUUAUGUAUUCAACUACCGGACCUUGGUGCCUGUGCGUUACGCCCCCUGCUCAGAACGUUUGUGGACAAAACGAAUGCUCAUUGUGCUGCUGCUGCUUGUUCUCAACUUUGUAGUGCUCAUCCUCACAGUGAUCGUGAACAUUCCCACGUGGGUUGCGCCUUCAGAGACUAUGAAGGAGUUGUCAGUGCGGCUGCAUCUUCCCUCUGUGUUUCCGCUUUGCUACGCCGUGUUUAUUAUUGUGUAUGCUGUGCUGGCCACUGUGUCAUCGCGAAACUUGGUGCGAACAAUUAUGCUGGAUCUCUUCUUCCAGGACGCUCGUAUGAAUCGCUUUCUCUUUUGUAUGCGUGGGAUAGCCUUGGUGAACGCCUUCAAUGCGAUUCAGCUCACUAUUGCUGGAAACAACUUCCUUUUUGCAUCCCACUGGUACACGAUCCUGUUGUACCUCCUACUGACGUUUUUCCUGAUGCCCUUCACCUCGCGGGUGUGGUUUAUUCCCUCCUUGGAUGAGCCGAAGGAUAGCGUAUGGAAAUGGCUAACACUUCUUGUUGUCGACACCGUGUUGACUCUGCUCCUACUGGUGCCACACAUUGCCCUCUUUGCUGUUGAACCAAUUAUGUUUAUUGCCUUUUUUUUCUUUCAGCCGGUGCGACAACCCAAUGAGGGAAAUACCAGUGGAAAUCUUUUUUGGCGCCUGCGGUGUCACAAGGCGUGCCGCAAGCAGUCCAUCUCCCCCUACAUUGAGGGAAAGAGGACUCAAUUCAUCCAUGUCCGCCUUCUAUCUCUGCUAUACUACAAGACACACUCCGAUCUCCGUACAAAACACCUGCUGGAUUACCAGAUUGACGAGGACAACUACCGCAUUUUUCCCUUAAUUGAGGUUUACGACCGUAUCGCAACUGAGCCCAUCGAAUGCUUAACGCGUGAGACAAAAGUGACAGAACGCCGUCGGCACGGUGUGCUGGAGUUCCUUUCCACACUUCGAAAGCCCUUUGGCAAUGUAUUGCUUGGUGAGGGAAAACUGCAGGAUGAUGCGCAACACCACCCCGCUAAGGCUACAAAGAACAACCACAGGUCUGAUUUCAACGGCCUCCUCACCGACAAUCCCAGAGCAGCGUCUGGGGGCGGGAACGACCAUGUAGCAGAGAACGUCAGGCUGGAAACGAAGGGGACGUCGGACGAGCAUUUUGACACCAAAGACACCCGAGGCUCCAAUUGUGUGCAGCCAACGAUGAGUAAGCAAAGUGACGGGCCCACUAUCCAGGGUGUCUUGAGGAAGGAGCGGCAGGGGAACACAAGGGGUGGGGAGGUAAAGCUGAACGACAUGGUCUCGUCCGGUGUGAGGCGUCGGCGGGAAUCCAACGCCUCUCUGAAAGGGAAUUCAAUGGGUGAUGAUGCAAAGUGGACCAGAAACAACCAGGACAACAUGUUUGCACCUUCUUCCGGUUGCAUGACGUCGCAGCGGGUGCCCCAAGAAGCGCCACCACGCGCCCAUGCCCGGGAAUAUCUGUCUUUUUCCUCGGACGCCCCUCUCACCACUGUGGAGGGGGAGUAUCAGAUGAAUCCUGUGAAGAGCUUGCCGCCGGGGACGGAUGAAAGAGUCAAUUCACGUGGGGGAUGUGCAACGAGUAUCCCUGGAGCAAAAGACACAUCAGAAACGCUGCGUGGUCGGUUGCCUACGCUUGCAACAGCGGCUCAUGCCAACCAAAUGUCUUUGGUAGACGAAUUGGGUGAGGCGUCGAAUUCAUAUGCAGACCCCAAGGUUGUCUCGUUAGAGGAGGAAGUGCUGCUCCGUGCGCUACGGACGCUGCAUCGGACCCUGAACUCUCCAUUACUCGACCAAGGUCUUCAUGUGACGAAGGUCAAGCAACUUCAAAAGCAAAAGCAUGUGGUGGAGGAGCGUUUGAGAGAGUUUUAUAAAAUCAACACGAACCAUUUGAAACAGAAGAGUUUCGGAUGUCUUGAACUCUGCUGCAAGGUUAUUUCCAAGAUUGUUGAGACCGGCGACCGCGAAUCCAACCCGAUAUCCGCCGGGAAUGUGUCACUCAUUAAGACCAUACUAGACUUACUUGACGCCCCAGAGAUAUUUGAUACAAUUUUGCUGAAUGAACUACCAGUGUUUUGCGUGGUUCACGGCUAUACUGAGAUGCUUUCUGUCAUUCUCUCGCCCAGCUGUGUUCAGGUGAUGAAGUAUAUUCAUUGGGAUAAUUUGCUGCGCUCGUUUGAGGAAGACACUUCCUCGGCAGGCGUGGAAUCGCUUCACAUUUUGCUGGACUCAUUUCAGCAUGUCUCCUCGCCAAGCAUUAAAAGCAAGGUUGCACCGCUGUUCCAGGUUGCUCUGGAGGCCGUGCUCCGCACGCACGCCUCAAACACGUUACCAACAGAGGUGGAAAACCUUCUCUUCCGCAUCAAAAAUGAUGGGAAUGUGAAGGUUGACUUUUGGCAGGUUGAGGGGGAUGGAGGGGGAACGGUAUUUUCCAACACGUGCGCCACUGGAAAUUUGGAACUUGCUGAGGCUCUUUGGUCUCUGGGCCUUGUGCCGAACCUCAAUCGGGUACAGAGUGAUGGGACGAACGCUCUCAUGCAGGCGGUGCUGCACGAUCGCAGGGACAUUGUGCGUUGGUUCUGUGAAUUGCCAUCCACUGUGACGGCGGAAAGCUUUACUCACAGGCACCCACAGCGCGGCACGGUGUUUGAAAUCGCCCAGUCUGGUGCCCUGCGCUCGAUGCUGCGGAAGGCAAUAACGAAAAAGGAAAGGAAAAACGUGGAGCGCUAA